Molecule: messenger RNA, 1994 nt
Organism: Medicago truncatula (barrel medic)
Lineage: Eukaryota; Viridiplantae; Streptophyta; Magnoliopsida; Fabales; Fabaceae
Product: flavonoid 3'-monooxygenase
Exons: 3
Coding region: 194-1744 (516 amino acids)
Molecular function (GO): iron ion binding; heme binding; oxidoreductase activity, acting on paired donors, with incorporation or reduction of molecular oxygen
Source: RefSeq, a predicted model, not a curated record
AUGUCUAACAAUCGUACGUCCCAAUAUGAACAAACCGUGUAAAGUCGUAGAAACGUGUAAACUCAAAGAAACGAUUCCUUAUAAAUACCAAGCAUAUUGAGGCAUAGCUUAAUGAGACAACAACAUCAAAAAUAUUAUCAUCAUCAAAUAUAUUUCAUAAUCAUAGCCACAACAGUACACAAAAUAGUUAACCAUGUCUCUAUGGUUCAUUGCAUUAGCUAGUUUCACAUUAUGCAUCCUCAUAUACCGUUUUAUGAAAUUUGCAAAAAGAUCUUCAUCACUACCACUUCCACCUGGACCAAAACCAUGGCCUAUAAUAGGUAACAUGCCACACUUGGGUCCUGCCCCACACCAGUCUAUUGCAGCCUUGGCAAAAAUUCAUGGCCCUUUGAUGCACCUCAAAUUAGGUUUUGUGGACGUUAUCGUGGCGGCUUCUGGCUCCGUUGCCGAACAAUUCUUAAAGGUUCAUGAUGCUAACUUUAGUAGCCGGCCACCCAACACCGGAGCUAAAUAUAUAGCUUAUAACUAUCAAGACCUUGUGUUUGCACCUUAUGGUCCGCGGUGGCGAAUGCUCCGAAAAAUCUCCUCAGUUCAUCUCUUCUCAAACAAAGUCAUGGAAGAAUUCAAACACUUGCGUCAGGAAGAGGUAGCAAGAUUGACAAGUAAUUUAGCAAGUAAUUAUUCAAACACAAAAGCUGUGAAUUUGGGACAACUAUUGAAUGUAUGUACCACAAAUGCACUUGCUAGGGUUAUGUUAGGAAGAAGAGUAUUCAAUGAUGGCAAUGGUGGUUGUGACCCUAAGGCUGAUGAGUUCAAGGAAAUGGUUCUUGAAUUGAUGGUGUUAGCUGGAGUUUUCAAUAUAAGUGAUUUUAUUCCAUCAUUGGAAUGGCUAGACCUUCAAGGAGUUCAAGCUAAAAUGAAAAAAUUACACAAGAAGUUUGAUGCAUUUUUAACAAACAUUAUUGAUGAACGUGAAAAUUCAAAUUUUAAGAGUGAGAAACAUAAGGAUUUGUUGAGUACUUUGUUGUUACUUAAAGAAGAAACGGAUGUUGAUGGAAACAAACUCACUUAUAUUGAAAUUAAAGCACUACUUUUGAACAUGUUUGCAGCUGGGACAGACACAUCAUCAAGCACCACAGAAUGGGCCAUUGCAGAAUUAAUUCGAAACCCAAGAAUUCUAGCUAAAGUCCAAGAAGAAUUAGACAAAGUUGUGGGCAGUGAUAGGAACGUGAAAGAAGACGACAUACCUAACCUACCUUACCUACAAGCAGUGAUAAAAGAAACUUUCCGCUUGCAUCCAUCAACACCUCUUUCCCUCCCACGAAUUGCAUCUGAAAGUUGUGAGAUUUUUGGGUACCACAUUCCAAAGGGUUCAACUCUUUUGGUUAAUGUAUGGGCCAUCGCUCGAGACCCAAAAGAAUGGGUUGAUCCAUUAGAGUUCAAACCUGAAAGGUUCUUACCAGGUGGUGAGAAGUGUGAUGUUGAUGUUAAGGGAAAUGAUUUUGAAGUUAUACCUUUUGGUGCUGGACGUAGAAUAUGUCCUGGGAUGAGUCUAGGGCUUCGUAUGGUCCAACUUCUAACAGCUACACUGGCCCAUUCAUUUGAUUGGGAACUUGAAAAUGGACUCAAUGCUGGAAAAAUGAACAUGGAUGAAGGUUAUGGGUUGACACUGCAACGAGCUGUGCCAUUAUUGGUACACCCUAAACCUAGACUCUCGCCACACGUGUACUCGUCUUGUUUCUGAUUUUUAAGUUUGUGUUUGUGAAUUUUUUUCUUUUCUUACUAGUUGGUCCCUCGCUUCAAUUUCUUGCCUAGUUAUAAUAAUGUGAAUAAAUGGGAUUUGUCGUGUGCUGCUGUGUAAAGAUCUCAAAUGAGGGAAGGUGUAAUGUUAGUUCAGAUCUUGUGUGUUUCAAACUUUUGUGUGAAUAUAUACAAUUUUACUUGUUGUAACUUCUGAAAUAAACUAUAGGAGUAUGAUUCUUUCAAUUUCAAAA